Messenger RNA from Geodia barretti, 408 nucleotides. The record is from the annotation of a GenBank genome assembly. NCBI's taxonomy places the organism in Eukaryota, Metazoa, Porifera, Demospongiae, Tetractinellida, Geodiidae.
UGUUCGUCCCAGGAACGCGAACGAUACCAUCUACCCAACGGGCGACGAAGGCAGUCAUCGUAUAAGUUACUACUUACGGCCAAGUCAACAACACUACAUGGUGGCAGUGGUGUGCAACUGAGACUAUCGAAGGAUGGCUCAACAAAUUCAGCUCCAACCGCCAGAGACCUUCAACUUCCGAACCCCGGACGACUGGCGACAGCCAAGUCAACAACACUAUAAUUGCAUGUGCUCUAUAAUUAUAGCACUACUGACCGGAUAUAUAGCCCACACUCAAACAGAAGACAGCACAGGGAAGAGAUAACUUUCUUUCAUGGUGUGCGCAUUUUGGACUGUAUAGGGAUAUGCAACAUUAUUUCCCUGGGUUAACUGGAGCAUGAUGACAGAGUUUACUGUGUGUGCAUACAA